Procambarus clarkii (red swamp crayfish) is the source of this 1399-nucleotide messenger RNA. The record is from RefSeq and is a predicted model, not a curated record. Lineage: Eukaryota; Metazoa; Arthropoda; Malacostraca; Decapoda; Cambaridae.
UCCAUGCUGGGACUUGGCAAUCCUCCUCACCCACUUCUCUCGUUCAUAGAAGAAAAUGAAAUGUUCGAAGAGAAGAAACCUUUAGGCGUUAUCUCCAACGCCAAGAAGAGCAGCAACAUCUCGAGGGACUCUCCCUCAACUUCUUCCAAUUCAUCACCUCCACAGGCUGAAUCAUACACCCAGACCAAAGAUGACCAAGCUACAAUUGUCACAAACUCAGAGUCAUCUGCCAUCCUUCCACUUCACCACCGAGACAUUAGCAACGUCUUACCAAACUCGACUAAGUUAGGAGUGAGCGGUGUGUGUCUGUUCCUGGCACGUUUAUUGGGUUCGGGUCUCACUUUAAACAGCUACGUCGAUCCUUCAUUAGCGGCCUACUCUUUGAACUAUCUCUGUUCACUGUUAAUGUUCGCUGUCCUUACCACUUUCGGAAGCAUCCUUCCGUUGGCCAUAACUUUUCCCAAGGAAAAGCUGCGUGGGCCUGGAAUGUCACAGAUGUCUGACAUGAAAAACAUGUCAAAUAUGAACCGCUUGACGGUCAUGACAAGUACUACAGAAAUGUACGACAGGGCAGAUAUGACAGACAUUGACACAGCAAGCAUAGCAGACACGCUAGGCAUAACGGGUAGACAAAAUAGGAAUAAGAGACAUAGAAGGCAUGAUAGGCAUCAGAGGAACGGCAGGCUGGAAAGGAAUAAAUACGAAUGAUAGAUUACUUAUUCGCAUCAAAAGACGCAGCCACUAAAAAAGUAUUCUUAGUGAAGGAAGCAGUGUAACUUUACCCAUGAGUGGUGCUUUAGUUAGGAACUGCUUGGUAAUUUUCAGUUUCUGGUUCAACGAGACUGGGUGCAACUGUUGUUUUGUAGCUGUUGUCCCUCCUGGGCAGAGUAAGACUACUGGAUAUUGUCCCUUCCCUCUGCUCGCACAAUUGCAAUGAAUGUUACUGUCCCCCCAAAAACGUGGUUUCAUACAUGGAAGGAAUGUACACACUGAAAAGUCAUAUAUUACCUUCCUAGAUUUCAAAUCUUUGCUGAAUCAUACAUUACUUAUCUAACGGGAAGUAAUUUAUCUUCACUGUUUCAAGGGCUUAGAAGUUUAACAAGAAACUUUGUACUAGGCACCCAACAGGGAGGUGUGCUCAGCCUAAUUUUGUUUAAUGAAUUUAUCAAUGCGCUGCUACGCUGAUACCAUUGGGUAUACUAGUCCUCUUUUCAGAGAAAACAAAAAUACUAAAUCGGCGCCCAAGCAAAGUGGGGAGGAACUGAUUCUCCCCAUGACCAAUUAUUUUGUAUGAUUUCAACUGAGUUACCCAGGCGGCCGAAUCUUCAGAAUAGUCAUUAGGAUGGAUUAAAUGGUGAAUUAGUGAGUGACAUGCUGACGGAUUAUAUCGUCAUCACCA